UCCAGGGUGCCCGGAGGAAGAGGAGCUGUUUCCCAAAGGGAGUCCGUGGAGCUGUCGGGGGAGUCAGGGUAUCCCCGCCGCGGUGAAUGCAGGCUGGGCCUCUGGGGGUGCGAGGGAUGUGCGAGUGUAGGUCAGAGACCGCCUUUUCCUGGGGGAAGCCAUCCCUGUGGCUCUAGGAGGUCGGAGGUCGUAGCAGCAAGGCGGGCAAGUUGGAGACUCCUGCUAUAACACAUCUGGGCCGAGGUCUCGGACAUCUCACCACCGGACUCACACACACAUCGGCUUUGUUUUUGGCAUCGCAGAUUCUCCAGCCAAACAACCAGGACAACACCGAGAGGGCUCCGAGACCUCGGUGCGGGGUGCUUUGCUAGCAGCCGUGGUGGAGGGACGAGGACGUCAGCCCCAGUGCUCAGGACACCCAGUUAUCACUCUCCCGUGCCUGUAGCUGAUGACAGCCAUGUCAGCUCAAAAGGACAGAUUGGUUUCUUCCUUCUCUUUCCUGCUCUUUUGUGCUUCGUCUAUCCCAAUGCAUGGAAGUGCGAGGGUGCUGCAGGAGCUGAGCCCCCAGCGGUAUUUCAGUACCUUGCAAGCCGGCAGAGCAUCCCUAGCUUAUUUCAGCCAUAAUGUUUCACCUGGUGCUGGGCCCUUCUUGGAGCAGAUUGAGAACUCAGCAGAGGCUCUCCAGGACUAUGGCAUUUCAGUGGUGAAGGUUAAUUGUCCCAAAGAGGAUGUCUCAAGAUACUGUGGAAAGGAAAAUACAUUAAGGAAUGCUUACCUGUUCAGAGGUAACAUGCUGAUCAGAGAGUUCCCCAUGGAUUCCUUGUUUGACGUGGACUCCAUUGUUGCUAACGUUUUGUUUGCCCUGCUCUUUAAUGAAGUUAAAUACGUUGAAACACUGGCAGAUCUUCAGAAUUUUGAAAAUGCCUUGAAAGGGAAGGCAAAUAUGGUCUUUGCCUAUGUACCAGCUACUGGGACAGCAGAGCACAGAGCCGUGAUGGAGGCAGCUUUUGUCUAUGGGACUGUCCACCAGUUUGUUCUGACAACUGAGGCAACACUGUUGAAAGACAGUAGCACGGAUGAGCCUGAUGUGUCAUCAGCCUCGCUGGUGUUCUGCCACUGCCAGCAGGCAACAGACCUGGUGCAGCCCUGCAGGAGGACAGCCAUGGAGCAAGCUCUGACAAUGCUCAACAUCCACAGGCACCUCAAGCUCAUGGGGGCUCCUCUGGUGACAGAGACUGCUGAGGACCCAGAGAAGGUUUCUACCGUUCACUUACAGCUUGGGCUACCACUUGUGUUCAUUCUCAGCCAGAAAGAGACCUACGAGGCUGACAGGAGGACAGCAGAGUUUGUGGCCUGGCAGCUCCUGGGGAAAGCAGGAGUUGCCCUUUUGUCCAGGGACCUUUUAGGUUUGAAUGUUCUGCGCCGGUCAAACAUUGCGCUCAAGAUGCCAGAUAAGGGAGUGCCGAUCAAAUACUUGCUCUUGGAAGACACUGAUGAAGUUAUAACCCUGGUGAAAGAUAAGAACAAGGUCAAACAAAUCCAGGAGGAUGAGGGGGAAGAGGAAGAUGAGGAUGAAAAAGAGAGUAACAAUCAAGACAUUCAGGAUGAUGAGGUGGUGGAAGCAGUUUCCAGGGACAAGAAGCGAGAGCUGCCCCUGGAGCAGAUUCGUGUCCUGACAGAGGAAACCUUCCGUUCUGCUCUCUUGGAGACUGCCCUGACAGUGGUGCUGUUUUAUGCCAGCUGGGAGUCAGUGUCCCUGGCAGUGCUGAGGUCUUACACAGAGGUGGCUGCUCACCUGGAAGGAACUCAGGGGGUUUUACUUUCUCGGGUAAACUGCUGGGACUGGCCUGGCAUUUGCACAGAAGAGAAUGUCACUCAAUUUCCUACCAUUAAGAUUUACAAGAAGGGAGAGAGAUCAGUGAUAUACGAUGGCAUGUGGGGAACCAGAGAACUGACCAGUUUCAUCAUGCUGAGCCGAGUUUCCUGCCCUCUGAAGCUUGCGACAAUUGAUGAAGCAGAAGGAUAUUUAAGAGGCGAGUUUCCAUCUGAGCUGUCAUCCUAUCACCACACUUCACUUCUAGGAGUUUUUAGGACAGCCACAAGUGAAGCCAGGGAAGCUUUCGAAGAGGCAGGAAACAUCUUAAGUGGCCAUGUAACGAUGGGGAUGUAUUUUGAAGAUGAUGCCUUUGCUUUAUCCCGUAAAUAUGGAGUGUCUCCCCCAGCCCUCCUCCUUCACAGGGGCAGAGGUGAGAGCGUGGAAAGCAUCACUUUGUCCAAACAGAGUGCACAGGACAUGGUGCAGAUGAUCAGAUAUGAAUUGCUGGACAUUUUUCCAGAAAUCACCGUGCAAAAUCUGCCUCACUACUUGCAACUCAGAAAGCCCUUCCUCAUUUUGUUCAGUGAUGGUGAUAUCGGUCAAGUGGAAAGCGAAGAAAUGCUGAAGCUGGCAAAAGGAAGACCUCAUCAAGCAUUUGUGGCUUGCUGGUUGAACUUGAAAAAGACUCCAGUGGGACGCGGCGUCCUAAAGGCAUACUUUGCCACCAUGCCUUCACUGCCUGUUCUCAUCUGGGUGAACCUUCAUGUUGGGGGUCAGGUAUUCAAGUUCCCAUCAGAGCAGUCCAUUGCUGAAAUGAACAUCUUGUCUUGGCUGGAGAAGCUAAAAGCAGGACUGGAGAUUCCCAGCAGUACCUUGUCUGAGGAAGACUGGAAACCACCUCUUCCUGCUUACGACUUCCUUCAGAUGAUGGAGAGUGCCAUGCCUGAGCUCCCACUCCACACAUCCCACCACCACAGGGACACACUGAAACAGCACCUGCCUGAAAGCCCAGGAGGGGACACAGUCACCCGGGACGAGCCAUCCCAGGAGACCAAGGCAGAGAAAGUGGGGUCUGCUGGGAGGGACCUGCGUGGGACGGCCCCAAGGCUGGCAGCAAGGGAGAAGCAGGGCAAGAGACACAGCGAGCUCUGAGAGAUGGACAUAACCCUGCCCGGGGCAAUGAAAGAAGUGGGAUGGUGCCCAGAAAACUCACUUUCCCAGGUCUGUAUGAGCCUUUACAUCAAGGAGAGAAGUGCUUUUAGCUGUAAAUUAAUGGUGAAGGGAUAAAACAGCCCCUAAGGCUCAGUGUGAGCUCCCAGCUGCAUUGUGCUGGUCACUGUGCAAUGGCUGUGAUUAGAUGAUCUUGAGGUCCUUUCCAAUCCUAACUACUCUAUGAUUUCUGAUGUCAGAAAUUUGUCCAUACACCCCACAUGCUGGCCCUCCUCGGCCUGCUGUUGGGAUUGCGUUUCACAGCAAGCAGUGAGAGCAAGGAAGGUUGCUGUGAGGAAGCUUGGCCCUCCCAAUAGGUGGGGGAGAGAUGGGGUGAGCUGACCACAUGCUAGAGGCUCUUCUGCAUAGCAAACUACACUGGAACUACACUGAAACUGCUCUGCAGUUUCUGUCUCACACAUAGGUGCUUUGGUUGCCCCCACGCAGGAAGGGUGAGUGAUUCCAGGAUAAAAAGCACAUUUCUCUCUUUCCAGUUGCAGCAGCAGCUCUACUCCUGUGUUGGCAAGUCUUGCUCUCAAAUAGCAGUGUGGAGCUGGGAGGAAAAGCAUACCCCCCACUCUCCAGGUCUGCUUAAACUGGCACCCACUUGUGUUUACACCUGGCUUGUGAGCUGCAUUUGUGAGCAUGCUCAUCCUCAGGGGUUAGAGAAUUACCUGGUUAAAGCAGUGUUAUUACGAAGGCUGGGGCUCAGAUCAUCACAAGAGCCAAGAAUAGCUGGGACAAAAAUCUGCCAGCAAAUCCCAAGGGCAGGAAGGUUGGAAGAUGGCUUUGCUCAAUGCUGGCAUUUUCUUGGUUACAAGCCCAGAGGGUUAUUUGCAGCCUUGAUUUUUCUUUGCUCUUGGUAACAGCAGCGAGGUUGGUGCCUGCUGAGCUGGGGAUAUGCAGGGAGUGAGGUCUGCAGAAAGCCCAAUACUUUGGAAAUAAGGAGGGAGAUGAAAGGUCGGGCUGGCAGUGCUGGGGACAGACCCUGCUGAGGUGGGAUGGAGCUGCUUCAUGUCCAUAUCUAGGUGGAGAGAGGCUUUCCAGCCUCUGCCCAUCUCCUGGGGACAGCAAAAAUUCUGUCAUUCCUUGCUGGAGUACCUGAGUGUGGAGGCCAGCAUGGGAUGUGGGCUGGGGUGACAUGUUUUGGGGGAAGCUUUGUCUGAUCCCACCCAUGGCAUGAUAAUCUUCCCAUCCCCUUCAAUAAACAUCUGCUCCCUUCCACAGCACUACUGAGAUGUGCCAGGAGGGUUGGAUCCUCCUUCUCCUCCUUAUGGUUCUGAAGUUACUGGGGAGGGGGAAAAUUCAUGGUAAGGAACUUCUGAGACCACUGUAACAUCUGUAUUUCUCCUGCAAGCAGCCCUCAUUGCAUGAGCAUACAGUAGACAGGCUGGUCUUCCUGGGGACUCCAGGUGUCAAAGGCGCUGCUCACCCCGAUGGCUGGUCCCAGCUCCGGGAAGAAACCCUUUGGCAAGGAAUUGGGCUGUCAGCAACUGAGGAAGCUUUCCACAAGCGCUUCCACCCCCUUGCUCCCCUUCCACAGUUCGUUCACUGACCACUCGUUGCACAUUGCAAUGUACGUGGCCAAAUCUUCCACACCAGAAGCAUCAUAUUCUUCACUGUCUUCCUCCCUUUCACUGCUGCUGCUGCUGCUCACCUCAGGGCUUCUUUUGGUAAAGCAGCAGCAGAGCCUCACAGUCAGGAGGAGCAGCAAGCCAGCAGUCACCCAGAAUUUCCAGUUCCACAAGGCAGCAGAGAGCAGGCAGCUCCAGGUCACACCAUUUUGCUGUAUUCCCUUCAUCUCUUCAACCUGCUGCAGCUCCUGCCCCAUCCGAGCCAUCUCCUUGAUAAGCAUCACUGAACGCUGAUGCAUGUGCUCACAUGUGGCUUCAUCCAGCACACCACAGACCUUGAGCACGUUAGAGAAUACGCUUUGCACAACCCAGAGUAAGAGCCUUGUGAGAGCCAUGGCCUGCAGGAGAAAGAAGGAAUUCAGUGGGGCUGGGAUGCUCUGUGGCAUACUGAACUGAGUUAAAAAAUAAUCUUUCCAAAGAAUAAACC
Molecule: messenger RNA, 5086 nt
Organism: Melopsittacus undulatus (budgerigar)
Lineage: Eukaryota; Metazoa; Chordata; Aves; Psittaciformes; Psittaculidae
Gene: TXNDC16
Product: thioredoxin domain containing 16
Exons: 20
Coding region: 449-2968 (839 amino acids)
Source: RefSeq, a predicted model, not a curated record